AAAGAGUUACAACUAAAGCCUAAAGAAUCCUUUGUGACUGUUGAGAGUAAAGCACAGAAUAAUAUUGGUGCAGAAUAUGUGCCGCAUGGUAACACAGAAAAAAACUUGGUAGUGAAUCAAAGUUGCAUGAUGCAGAUUAGUGAAUGUAGCAGAUUAAUGUCCAUAGAUAAUCAUGUGAGGGGAUUUGUGGGGCUGAGUGCUGCGUGUGGGUGGAGGUGACAUCCGGUCAAAUACAUCACAUUUACAGAUUAUGAGGCAAACUGCUCUGCUACCUGCACCACAGUGUCCUGCAUGCCCUUCAGAGCCCUUCUCUUAAUACGCUCAAACACAACAGCACCACCUGCUGAAAGGAUUUGGUUAUUACUAUGUACUAUAGUUCUGACUAUGUACUAUCUACCAUGAUUGCAUUACGUCUUGUAUUGUAUAUUAAAACUUUAGUUUAUGCUUGAGUUAGCUCAUUGUUUUAGAGCAAGGGUUCCCAAACCGUUCAGGCCAGGACCCCCAAAAUAACUAUGCAGCCAACACCCUCCAAAAUAAAAUCAGUGUCUAUAAUAAUCUCCUGCAAAGCCAAAGCAUUUAAAAUCAGGUUUAUUGUGUUAUUUGACCUCAUUUCAUUAAAAUAUAUUGUUAUAUCUUCUCACAUCAUGAGCCCCAGGUCAGUGCCACAUGACCCGCGGGUAGGGUUGUUCCGAUACCUGUAUCGGCAAAAGGUCCGAUACCGCAUAUUUUUCAGGUAUCAGUAUCGGCGAGUACUCAUACCAAAUCACUGAUCUGAUACCACGGUUUUUGAAUGAGGACCCAUAGAUGCGAGCAGCUGCUGUUUACCUUGGUGGCUAAUGCUCUCGCAGAUGCUCAGAGCAGGUUAAACAGACUGUGGAGGCUCUGCAGACACUUAAGACACACUCAUAAUAACAGAAAAGGCAUUUGCGUUACCUCUUUGAUACCUUCAUUUAGCCUUUAAUGUGGACACUCAACUUGGUAAAGUAAACUGGGAAAGUGCAGCUCGAGAACAGCAGCAACAGCCCUAACUCACACUUUGUUUGCUCUGCAGAAUGGUCCAUGUGCUCCAGGAUGAGCCUCUUUUUACACACCUCACUGUUGGCUUUAUCGACACUGUGGUAUAAAGUGAAAGUGCUUAAAUCAGCACUAUUUACUGUCAAGAUCAUUAUGUAUUUCACCAAUAAUUGAAUUCUCCAAAUUGUAUUUACUCUUGCCUUUCUUUAAAAAUAGCCUUUUAGAAGAUUUAUUUUUUUGCUCUUGCAUAUUACAAAUUAAGUAGCCUAAGUGUUCUUCUCUCUAUUGUAUCAGACUGGUAUCGGUAUCAGCGAGUACACCAAGGCCAAGUAUUGGUAUCGGAUCGGAUCCCUCCCAAAAAUUGUAUCGGAACAACAAUACCUCCGGGGGCCCCGACCCCCCACUUUGGGACCCUCUGUCUGAGAGCUAUAUCAACAUUUUUGCGUUAUUAACUUAACAUUGUAUAGCAGAUGUUAAAGUAAAAGUCAGCACAUGCUAGGUGACUCUUUUUGUAUUCUUUUUAUUUUGCAUAGACUUUUUGAUUCAAGUCGGUUUCUGAGAAGUUUCAUCAUUCUGUAAUAGUAUUUUUCUUAAUUUGAUGAGGGAUUUAACCUCGUGUCCCUCAGGGCUCUGUGCAUGUGCCCCUGCUCUUUUCCAGUCAAGCCUUGUCCUGUUUCUGAUGUACCUUUUGAAGGCUCGUUGUGUGGUUUGAUGUGUUGUUGCAUAUCUUCCAGCAUUAGGAUCUGUGGGAAAUUAUGACCACAUCAACAGGUCAAUGACGUUGCAAGGGGCCAGUAAUGCAGAGAAGUUUGAUUAUGUUAUGAACUUCAUGAACAAACUGGCUGGAAAUGAGUACGUGGGCUUCAGCAAUGCUACUUUCCAGUCAGAGCGGGAGUCUGGAGACAGAAACUUUGCCAUCGGCUAUUACCUGAAAGAGAAAAAGUGUUUUCCAGAGGGCACAGACAUGACAUCAAUUCUGGACUUCUACUUCCAGCUGUGCUCCAUUGAGGUGACUUGUGAGAGUGCCAGUGUCAUGGCGGCCACACUGGCCAACGGCGGCUUCUGUCCAAUCACAGGAGAGCGUGUGUUGAGCCCGGAGGCAGUGAGGAACACUCUGAGCCUGAUGCACUCCUGUGGCAUGUACGACUUCUCAGGGCAGUUUGCUUUCCACGUGGGGCUGCCGGCUAAAUCCGGAGUGGCUGGUGGUAUCCUGCUGGUGGUUCCAAACGUCAUGGGCAUCAUGUGCUGGUCUCCCCCUCUGGACAAACUUGGCAACAGUGUGAGGGGCAUCCAGUUCUGCACGGACCUGGUUUCUCUUUGUAACUUCCAUAACUAUGACAAUCUGAGGCACUUUGCCAAGAAGCUGGAUCCUCGACGAGAGGGAGGGGACCAGAGGGUGAAGUCUGUCAUUAAUUUGCUGUUUGCUGCCUACACUGGAGAUGUGUCCGCUCUAAGGAGGUUUGCACUGUCCUCCAUGGACAUGGAGCAGAGGGACUACGACUCCAGAACUGCCCUGCAUGUGGCCGCAGCGGAAGGUCAUGCGGAGGUGGUGCGCUUCCUGCUCGAGGCCUGUAAGGUCAACCCAGUGCCCAAAGACAGGUGGGGAAACACUCCUAUGGACGAGGCCGUGCACUUUGGUCACCAUGACGUUGUGACCAUCCUGAAGGACUACCACAACAAAUACAACCCCUCAGACAGCAACAGCAGCAAAGACAAGCAGAGUGCUGAGAAGAACCUGGAUGGGAUGCUCUGAAAGAAGCCUCCUACAUGUACACUACACUACACACUGGACCCCAGGACCAGGGGACCUACAUAAGCACACCACAGAGAUGAUUCCUCUACAACCCUUCAGUACACCCUCCAGUAUCCUCUGUACUCAGUGUUGUCCUGUUCUUUUGACGUAGCCAAACACCCUUUGUUUUGUUUGAACUUUUGUUAAAUACAGUUUCCACAACACAGGCACAGUAUGGAAGGGCAGGGAUUAGUAUAAUCUGAGGAGGUUACCACAUAAUAUACUAAGAAUAAAACAGCUGCAUCUGAAGCUCAUGAUUUCACCUGUUUCAAGAGUUAUUUCAGCUUGUGAACUGCACUUCUAGAGCAUUAACUGCAUCUCUAGCCUUCCUGUACUGUGCUACUGCUGUGAAGGCUGAUCCCAUGUGGACAGGUUGAACAUGGCAAAACUAGUCUCUUUGUUGUGUGGAUUCUUGUUUCAUCACCAUCACAUGAUGGAAUGUACUUUCUUUAACACAGUGUGAUGUGUGUAUGUAUUUAUGCUAUGUAUAACUGUAUAUUGAUGUAGUGUGAAUAUUCAGAAAGAUAGCUUGUACAUAAAUAUGUUUAGAUGUAAAGAUGUCAGUGAAACUGAAGCAUUCUGAUUCUACAUUUGACUUGACUUCAAAUAUAGAUAAUAUUUAAAGAGUUAAGCGCUCUCAUACCUGUGCUCUUCAGAAGCUGCUAACUGUAAGUUAGCUGAUUGUGUGUUUAGUCAUUCUAAUAUGGUUCAUGACAUGUAUUAAGAUUUGUAAGCAUUAUUAACACUACUAAUCAAAUAUUUGAAACAGUAUGAACAGCAGACCUCAUUUUUCAGAUGCAAGAGUUUGUGAAACAGCCCUCUGAGGAGCACAUGAUGACAGCAUAUAUGAAUUCUAUUUUAUUUUCCUUUGCAGAAAAUAGAUAAUUAUGCCUUCAAAAUGUGCAAAUGUUUAAUACAGUGUUUUUGAUUUGUUUUGUUUCCAAAGAUUUGUCGCUGUUCAUGUGUUUAAUUCUGUGCUAUUUAUUUCUUUUUCACCUGUAGUGUUUUGUACUUUUCUGUUGUAUGUCUCUUAGUGAUAGUGUUAGAUCAGGGUAUGGUGACAGAGUGAGAGCACUACAUAUCAACUUGUACACUGCCAGCUGUCCUCAGAGUGCACCUUUCAUUUCUGUCUAUUGACUAUUGACCAACAGUGAGUUUGUGAGGUUCAUACUAGAAUGCCUGAUGGCUUUUGAAUGGCAGCUUUCGGACUAAUGCAAUGUAUGUAAAAUUAUAACAAUUUCUGCCAAAGCAGUCCCUAACAUGUUUUAUGAAGCACUGAUGAAAUGCUGAUGCAAAAUGUUUUUGUUUUUGUGUGAUGGCAGAAUGGAUGUUGUUUCUAAGACUAUUUAUAAAAUCUACACAUUGACAUUUUCAAAUUUAAAUACAUAAAGUUUUCAAAAGCACAAAGUGUCAGCAAUAUGAAUGAUUGUUUGCGUAGUAGUGGCUAAAUUUAUUGUGCAAUGUCCAGUGGUGCGUGUCUGAAUUAUUCUGAAUGUAUGUUUUUAUGUAAACAUUUGCUGCUUUUGUUGUGGGUAACUAUGUGCUGCAUUAACAUUCUUAUUUUAAAUUAAAAGACUGAAAUAAGUUGA
Messenger RNA from Boleophthalmus pectinirostris (great blue-spotted mudskipper), 4395 nucleotides. It is a transcript of the gene glsa, whose product is annotated as glutaminase a. Bases 1790 to 2767 code for a protein of 325 amino acids. Gene Ontology annotation, molecular function: protein binding; glutaminase activity. Lineage: Eukaryota; Metazoa; Chordata; Actinopteri; Gobiiformes; Gobiidae. Gene Ontology annotation, biological process: L-glutamine catabolic process. The record is from RefSeq and is a predicted model, not a curated record. The transcript is spliced from 12 exons.